AUGCCGACGCUUUCCGGGAUUUACACGUCGCUGACAGGCCAAACCUUGGCCAUAGACGAGCAGGGUCGUCUCAGUGUCAUCCACGACGAUAAGCAGAAGAUUAAACUACGUGCAGAUGCAGAGUUCUGGCUUUGUGAGGAUGAUGGGAAAAUCGGCAAAUUCGGAUCUCCCAAGAAGGUAAUAGAUCUCCCAGGAAAUCUCUUCCACGUUCAGACUUGCGCAACAGUGGAACUAGUCAUUGCUUACUUGUUUCCACAGGUUUUCCUGCACUUCCAGGGUAAGGAUUACCAUAUCUGGGUGGAACCGCGCGGCUUUAGUGAUGGUUCAUACGAGCUGACCGAGGGUGAUCCAUGGGAACAGUACGGACUAAUUCCGAUCGAACCCAAUGCCCAGUAUAGCAACCGAUUUCUCGGCCUCAAUGAAGAGGGCAAUCAACUAGAGAUUCUGCAGUCCUGGUCCGAUGCAGCAAAAUUUCGAUGCAUAGAGUGA
Molecule: messenger RNA, 489 nt
Organism: Aspergillus pseudonomiae
Lineage: Eukaryota; Fungi; Ascomycota; Eurotiomycetes; Eurotiales; Aspergillaceae
Exons: 3
Coding region: 1-489 (162 amino acids)
Source: RefSeq, a predicted model, not a curated record